GCUAAAAACACACCUACAAACAAGAAAAAGAGAUCAGGAACCCUAAAAACAAACCCAAGGAAAAGGGGAAGAAGAAGGAAACAUCAAACGAGAGACCGAACGAAUCACAGAGAGAGUGCCGAUGAUGCAGUCUCUCUUCUUUCAAUCUCUCUCUCAACAUUUCCAGGACGAUUAACGUCAUUACAUUAAUCCAUCCUUAAUUCGGAUUUCUCAUUUCCCUUCCAUUGCUCUUCCCCAUUCCGUUCUGGUUUAAUGAGUGCAGCUUAAGGAAACGAACUUUCUUUCUUCCUCCCCUGAUAUCGAUUUCAAUGGACAGUCGGCUGCGGGCAUUUUCGUCGCCGGAAUUGGUGAAUGCUGCCGCCGUAGCUAUUAACCAUAACCCUUCGUCGACGAUCAGCCAACCCCAACAACCCUCUCAGGAUUACAGCUUAGAAGGAAUCGCGGCGAACGUGAAGCUACUUCUGAAAGUGAUUCGGGAUCACAAUGAGGCGAGCGCCAGAGAGUUCGACGACCGGAAAACCCAGAGGGUCGCCGGGAUGAUCACCAUCCUCGACGACAUUAAAGCCCGGCUGGAGAGAUCCCAGUCCAAUUCGAAGAAAAGGGUUGCCCAGCUGCGGCGGUGCAACACGGAUCUCAGGCCGAAUCGCGGCGGAGGAGGGGCCGCCGCCACCGCCGAGAAGAAGGCGCCGGAGACGACAGCCAUGACCGACGACAAGGAGAAGCUGAAGAAACAGCUGAGCUCGUGCAAGGCGGCGAGGAAGAGCCUGGAGAUGCUGUGCUCGAGCUUGGGGAAAGAGAAGGAGAUCAUGGUUUCCCAACUGGCCAGGAGGGUGAGCGAGCUAAGCGAGAUGGAGGAGCUCGUCAACCUUCUCAAAGCUCAGAACGAAACCUUGACGUCCAAGCUCCAGGCCUCCGGCGGAUUGACAGGGGAAUGUCAGGCAGGGAGCAACAACAACAGCAACAGCAGCAACGCCGUGCUGCUAGAUCGGAACGAGCAGCUCUCCGACCAACUGCUGAAGUCGCUGGACAGCUACAGGGCUCUGAAGAGGAAGUACAAGGGAGCCAAGGAGGAGUGCUCGGCGCUACGAGCGGCUGUGGAGGAGGAAACGGCGGCGGGUCUGGCGAGGAUCCGGAGGUUGAUACAGAAGUUGGAUAAUAGGGAGGAUGAGCCGGUGCAUAUUGAAGGUGAGAUUCGCUCCCUGGAGAAGAUGUUUGAGCAGUUCAAGGUGAAGAUCUUGAAGGAGGAGGAGAAGAGAGGCCAGCAUGGGAGUAAACCAGCUCCUUCUUCUUCUUCCCACCACCAUGGUCGCCCAUGAGUGCAAUCCUUCUUGGUUUGCUUCUGUAAUUGGCCUAGUUUCAGACAGUUUAGUUGUGUAUCAUUCCAGGCUCUCUGUAACAUAAAACAUUAAGCUUUGC
Molecule: messenger RNA, 1416 nt
Organism: Linum trigynum
Lineage: Eukaryota; Viridiplantae; Streptophyta; Magnoliopsida; Malpighiales; Linaceae
Source: the annotation of a GenBank genome assembly